Oikopleura dioica is the source of this 549-nucleotide messenger RNA. The record is from the annotation of a GenBank genome assembly. NCBI's taxonomy places the organism in Eukaryota, Metazoa, Chordata, Appendicularia, Copelata, Oikopleuridae.
AUGGCCCUUGCAAACGGUUUGGCUGGUGCUCUUCCUCUCAGAGCCAAUUUGGAGAGCUUUUGCUAUGUCAAGGGAAUCUCCAUGUUCUCCAACCAGAGCCAGAACGAAAUGGUCUACACAGAAUCCGCCAAGGAAUGCUGGGAGCUCUGCACCGUCUACGAAGAGUGCAAAAACUGGACGUUCCACUACGACAACCACGGUCACUCAAACGUCCGAGGUCACAAGAACGGAACUCACAAGUGUCUUUUGAUCACCUCCGAUGAUGCCCCAGUCAUCUCUGAGGACAGCAAUGCUGUUUCUGGAUCGCACAUGUGCGGCGAUAACGACUGUAUGAUGAGCGCGGUCGAAUUCCAAGGAGCAGACCAAGAUCUCGACCCCAAGUUCAAGAAAUUCACCGCUGCCGUCGAGGGCUGCCAAUGGAUCUGCGACAUGAUCCCCGAAUGCAUGCUCUACGACUGGAACGAGAACACUAACGAAUGCCGAUUGAAGAAUUCAGGAGCCAAGGCCUACGUUUCCACGACCUCUACUGCUGGAAGCCACAAUUGUUAA